Molecule: messenger RNA, 931 nt
Organism: Myodes glareolus (Bank vole)
Lineage: Eukaryota; Metazoa; Chordata; Mammalia; Rodentia; Cricetidae
Gene: Gamt
Product: guanidinoacetate N-methyltransferase
Biological process (GO): creatine biosynthetic process
Cellular component (GO): nucleus; cytoplasm
Molecular function (GO): guanidinoacetate N-methyltransferase activity
Source: RefSeq, a predicted model, not a curated record
AACUCCUUCUGGACUCACAGGCACCGCCCCACCCCGCCUCCUGCAGCCCUGCCGCUCCACCGCCUUGUCCUCUCAGCCUGGUGUGCAGAACCUCACCAUGAGCUCCUCCGCUGCCAGCCCGCUCUUCGCGCCCGGCGAGGACUGCGGCCCCGCGUGGCGAGCGGCUCCCGCGGCCUAUGAUGCGUCCGACACGCACCUGCAGAUCCUGGGCAAGCCGGUGAUGGAGCGUUGGGAGACCCCCUACAUGCAUGCGCUAGCGGCGACAGCCGCCUCCAGAGGGGGUCGUGUCCUGGAAGUGGGCUUUGGUAUGGCCAUUGCGGCCUCCAGGGUGCAACAGGCCCCCAUAGAAGAACACUGGAUUAUUGAGUGCAAUGAUGGGGUCUUCCAGCGCCUACAAGCCUGGGCCCUGCAACAGCCACACAAGGUUGUUCCCUUGAAAGGCCUAUGGGAGGAGGUGGCGCCUACACUGCCGGAUGGCCACUUUGAUGGGAUCUUAUAUGACACAUACCCACUGUCUGAGGAGACCUGGCACACUCACCAGUUCAACUUCAUAAAGAACCAUGCUUUCCGCUUGCUGAAGCCUGGAGGCAUCCUCACCUACUGCAACCUCACAUCCUGGGGGGAACUCAUGAAGUCCAAGUACACGGACAUCACCACCAUGUUUGAGGAAACACAGGUGCCUGCGCUGCAAGAGGCGGGCUUCCGGAGAGAGAACAUUCGCACAGAGGUGAUGGCACUGGUGCCGCCAGCAGACUGCCGUUACUACGCCUUCCCUGAGAUGAUCACUCCCCUGGUCACCAAGCACUGAGCGACUGGCCCAGGCUGGAAUGGGUGCACAUCCUCUGCAGUGCCCUGGCUGACUGCAGCUGUGACACCUGCUGGCCCAGCCUCCUUUCCAGAGCUCAGGGAUAAAUAAAUUCUAACAAAAGGA